UCUCAGUUUGCACCAAUCUGCCGCCGUGCAUCUCUCCGCCGUCCGCCGUUGUCCCUCUCAGCGCCGGUAUUUGGUUCAGCACCGGUAUUGUCUCUUUUUCUGCCAUCUUUCGCCGCCGUCAUCUUUAAGGGGCGUUUGAUUGAUCUAACGAUUGUGGUUGGGCUAAAGGCAGGCUGCCUUUCCCACCCAAAAUUCACACAAUCCUUAUCCAUGUUUUUGUUUGACAGAAAAAAAAAAUCUAGAAAAUUGUUCUUUUUUUUCUCUUUGAAACAGAGGGAGCACUCACUCUACUCACUGUGAGUGAAUAAGAACCUCAAGAACAACCAUAGCUUUUAGCAACACUUCAAGAUUUUUCAACUCACAACUACGUACCCUCUCUACUCUAGUUUCUGGUAAAUACCAUAGGUUUCAAAUUUGGAUGCAUAUGUGAAUGUAAAAUAACAGACACACUGACGAACUUAUUGUGGAGAAGUGGUUGUAAAUAUCUGAUGAGGGUGCUUCAAAUGCCCCAACUUGUAAGACAUGGUCCAUUUCAAAGUCAUCUAUGUUGCUACACUUCAUAUGUAUCUUCAAGGUUGCCGGUAUGUUUUGUUUCAUUGAACCCUUCAAGCAAUCCCACAAAAGACAUCAACAACAACGACUUGAUUCAAUCGUUAUGUAGAGGUGGCAAUCUUAAGCAAGCUGUUCAGGUCUUGUGUAAUGAGCCCAAUCCGACUCAGAAGACUUUCGAGCUUUUGAUAUAUUCUUGUGCGCAACAGAAAUCUCUUUCGGAUGGUCUUGAUGUUCAUCACCGUCUUGUCGGUAGUGGUCUCAACCAAGACCCGUAUUUGGCUACUAAACUUAUCAACAUGUAUCGUGAGUUAGGGGCUGUUGAUCACGCUCGUAAGGUGUUUGAUGAAACUCGGGAAAAAACCAUCUAUGUCUGGGCUGCAGUAUUCCAAGCGCUGGCAAUGGCGGGCCGUGGUGAGGAGUUGUUAGAAUUGUAUCGUCAGAUGAAUAUGAUGGGGAUUCCAUCGAAUAGGUUCACGUAUACAUAUGUGCUUAAAGCUUGCGUUGUUUCGGAGUUGUCUAUCUGUCCUCUUUGGAAGGGUAAGGAGAUUCAUGCACAUAUUCUGCGACAUGGCUAUGAAGGACAUGUUCACGUUAUGACGACUUUGUUGGAUGUAUAUGCUAAGUUUGGUUGUAUAUUCUAUGCAAGUUCUGUGUUUGAUGCUAUGCCUGAUAAGAACAUUGUCUCGUGGAGUGCAAUGAUUGCAUGUUAUGCAAAGAACGAAAGGCCGAUGAAAGCAUUGGAAUUGUUUCAGCUAAUGAUGCUUGAGGCAUGUGAUACAGUUCCAAAUCCAGUAACAAUGGUGACUGUGCUUCAAGCUUGUGCAGGCCUUGCUGCAUUGGAACAUGGAAAGUUGGUCCAUGGCUAUGUCCUUAGAAGAGGUCUGGAUUCUGUAUUGCCGGUUCAUAACACUCUUAUAACAAUGUAUGGAAGAUGCGGUGAGAUUUCCACGGGACAGCGAGUGUUUGAUUAUAUGAAGAAACGCGACGUUGUUUCAUGGAAUUCUUUGAUUUCUAUAUAUGGUAUGAAUGGUUUUGGAAAGAAAGCCAUCCAAAUUUUUGAAAAUAUGAUCAACCGAGGAGUUUCACCGAGUAACAUAUCGUUUAUUACUGUUUUGUGUGCUUGCAGCCAUGCAGGCCUUGUCGAGGAGGGAAAGAUUUUGUUUGAUUCUAUGCUUAAUAAGUACAGGAUCCGUCCAAGUAUGGAGCAUUAUGCUUGUAUGGUGGAUAUUCUUGGCCGAGCUAAUAGGUUUGACGAAGCAAUCAAAUUAAUAGAUAAUAUGGAUUUCAAGCCAGGACCAAAGGUUUGGGGUUCACUUCUUGGAUCAUGUAGGAUUCACUGUAACGUCGAGCUCGCUGAGAGAGCAAGCACUAUUCUUUUUGAGUUGGAGCCUAUGAAUGCCGGAAAUUACGUGCUUUUAUCGGAUAUAUAUGCAAAAUCUGGGAUGUGGAACGAGGUACGGCGUGUAAGGAAACAAUUGGAAUCUCGCGGCCUGCAAAAGAUUCCGAGUUGCAGUUGUAUUGAAGUCAAAAGGAAGAUAUACUCGCUUGUCUCUGUUGAAGAGUAUAACCCACAAAUCGAAGAUCUUCGUGCUUUCCUAGUUACACUGUUAACCGAGAUCAAGAAUCAGGGUUAUGUCCCGCAGACAAACGUUGUUAAGUAUGAUCUUGAUGAAGAAGAGAAGGAAAGAAUAUUAUUGGGACAUAGCGGAAAACUUGCCGUCGCUUUCGGACUCAUUAAUACUUCAAAAGGAGAAACCAUUAGAAUUUCAAACAACUUGAGAUUGUGUGAAGAUUGUCAUGGUUUUAUGAAGUUCGUUUCCAAAUUUUCUAAUAGAGAGAUUCUUCUUAGAGAUUGUCAUAGGUUCCACUGUUUUAAAGAUGGAAUUUGUUCAUGUGGUGAUUAUUGGUAGUUAUUGGCAGAAAAGACUAUGCAGUAUUGCAGUUAGAAUCAUUAUGAGGUAUAUAUAUAGUGACAGAAAUUGAAUGAUGCCAUGGUUCCAAACACAGCAUACAACAAUUGAAUUGUGAUGUACAUUUAUUGCCUCUUUUUACAAUGCAUUGAACAAUCAGGAUUGUGCUUUAUGACACAUUAGUUCAACAAGGUUGUGGUAAAUAGUUGAAUUAAACAUGAGGACCUAACUUUGAUUCUUGAAUGCCUUCAUUAGGAUUGUGACCACAGUGGGACAGUGCAUGCUAAAACAUUCAAGGAAGAAAAUGACCUAUGGACUAACAACUGCACAGAAAUUUCAACUUCCAAUAUAUAGGACAGACUAUUGAUUUUCAUUACUAUUUCAUUACAAUUUCAAUAUAAGAAUACAAAGAGCUCUACAAGAUGUACAAUAGUUCUUUUGAAUAUGAUAUCAUGUAUAGUUAGAUUAUGUUGAAUAUCAAAAUUGAGUUUUAUCUCUUUGGUCUA
Messenger RNA from Trifolium pratense (red clover), 2968 nucleotides. RefSeq names its product pentatricopeptide repeat-containing protein At3g46790, chloroplastic. Bases 489 to 2462 code for a protein of 657 amino acids. The transcript has 3 exons. Gene Ontology annotation, biological process: RNA modification. Gene Ontology annotation, molecular function: zinc ion binding; protein binding; RNA binding. The record is from RefSeq and is a predicted model, not a curated record. NCBI's taxonomy places the organism in Eukaryota, Viridiplantae, Streptophyta, Magnoliopsida, Fabales, Fabaceae.